GUGUCGUCUCCUUCGUCGUCCGGAUGCAAUUUUCAAUCCAAAUCCAAAAUCCGCGACGUGUAGUUGCACAGAGGGUGCAAUCCGGCCGACUUUUUUUUAAUGGGAAGUGAAAAGUGAUUAUUAUGCGAUAAAAACUCCGGAAAAUAUCAGUUAUCUGUGCACAAGUCUGAGAGGAAAGUUUGUAUACUAACUGCGGAUCGUUAUUUAUACAGGAAACUAACCUAAUCUGCAAUAAUGGUUGAAGAAACAAUUAAAGAAGAGCAAGAACAGUCGAAGAAAGCUGCAAAGAAGGCAGCAAAAGAUGCCGUGAAGGCCGCCAAGAAAGCUGAACACAAGGCGGUCGCAGCCGCCGAAAAGGGUCAGCAGGAGACGACCGGAGACGAGAGCAAAGAUUACUCGGUCGGCCUGUAUGGUGUGACCAAAAUGAUUCAGAGCACGGGCAAACACGCUGACCGAAAUUUCGUAAUGGUUCACGAUUUGUCCGCCUGCACGAAGGACGCUCUGGUGUGGGUUCGGGGGCGAGUCCACACGUCGCGUGCUAAGGGCAAACAAUGCUUCCUGGUGCUGCGACAGCAGAGCAGCACCGUUCAGUGCGUGCUGGCUGUAAACGAUAGCACCGUCUCCAAGCAGAUGGUUAAAUUUUCAGGAAGCGUACCACGCGAAAGCAUAAUCGACAUCAAGGCCAAAGUGGUCCAAGUGGAAAGCAAAAUCGAAUCCUGCACCGAACAGAACCUAGAGCUUCAUGUACUGGAGAUUUAUCUUGUUUCGGCGGCGAAGGCUCAGCUACCGUUGCAAAUCGAGGACGCAGCGCGCCCGGAGAAGUCCGACGAUCCGGAAGCGUUGAAAAUUCGCGUCAAUCAAGAUACUCGAUUGGACAACCGUGUGCUUGAUUUGAGAACUCCUGCCAAUCAGGCUAUUUUCCGUCUAGAAGCGGGCGUGUGCAAACUGUUUCGUGACAUUCUGACAGACAAAGGAUUUACGGAAAUUCACACACCGAAGAUUAUUUCCGCUGCUAGCGAGGGUGGCGCCAACGUGUUUACGGUCAGCUAUUUCAAGGACUCGGCAUAUUUGGCCCAAUCUCCACAGCUCUACAAACAGAUGGCGAUCGCAGCCGACUUCGACAAAGUGUUCACGGUUGGCGCGGUGUUUCGCGCGGAGGAUUCCAAUACGCACCGGCAUUUAACCGAGUUCGUUGGUCUCGAUCUGGAAAUGGCCUUCAAAUAUCACUACCAUGAGGUUUUGGACACCAUCGGCAACACCUUCACGGAAAUAUUCAAAGGACUGCGCGAUAAUUACGCUCGUGAAAUAACGGCUGUUGGUCAGCAGUACAACGUUGAACCUUUUAAAUUUCUGGAACCUCCACUGAAGCUAGAAUUCGCCGAUGCUGUCACUAUGUUACGGGAAGCCGGCGUCAGUAUGGAUGACGAAGAGGAUCUUUCGACGCCAAGUGAAAAGCUGCUCGGUAGAUUGGUGAAGGCAAAGUACGACACCGACUUCUACAUUCUGGACAAAUUCCCUCUGGCGGUGCGACCCUUCUACACGAUGCCCGACCCAAACAAUCCCAAGUACUCUAAUUCGUAUGACAUGUUCAUGCGAGGCGAAGAGAUCCUGUCCGGUGCACAACGUAUCCACGAUCCGGAAUAUCUAGUUGAACGCGCCAAACACCACGCGAUAGAUAUUUCAAAAAUAGCCGCCUACAUCGAAGCGUUCCGUUUCGGUUGUCCACCACAUGCCGGCGGUGGAAUCGGUAUGGAGCGCGUCGUCAUGCUGUACCUGGGCCUCGACAACAUCCGGAAAACGUCGAUGUUCCCACGCGACCCGAAACGACUUACGCCCUAAGCAUGAUGACUAUGGCUAAUAUCGACAGCACAGUUCCCAGUUCAUCGUUUUGUUUGUGUUCACCUAUCGUUCCAUUCCCCGUAUAGGUAUUUUGUUUUCGAAGAAUUCCAGAUAGUUUCAGGUUUGUUCCGCCACGUACAUAGAGUGUCCGUUGGAACGUUUUUGAAUGCGCGAGCGCACAUCCGUUUUAUUAUUUAUUGCUUAUGAGGGAAUCGAAAAUGUCACAGACUGCGUCGAUCACAUACGAACAGUAGAAUAAAAAAGACUUCAGAUUUUCUUUGAAAACUGAUAUUUAACAUCGGCUAUUAGACAACAAAUCAGAGGAAAUCGGUACGAACUGAAUGGAUACUUAACCGGAACCUGAAAUGCAAGAGAAUGAAACAGCUUCCCUUAGAAUAGUGAUUGUGAGCAAUAGCAUGCCGGCAGAAGAGCGAUCAAACUUGCAAGAACUUUUCCAAUGUCUGAGGUGAACGUGAUCUAAAUAAUAGAUAAUAAAUGAUAAAUACAAAAUAAUUGCUACUUA
This is a messenger RNA of Armigeres subalbatus, 2362 nucleotides long. RefSeq names its product aspartate--tRNA ligase, cytoplasmic (gene AspRS). The transcript is spliced from 6 exons. The record is from RefSeq and is a predicted model, not a curated record. Lineage: Eukaryota; Metazoa; Arthropoda; Insecta; Diptera; Culicidae. Gene Ontology annotation, biological process: aspartyl-tRNA aminoacylation. Bases 235 to 1839 code for a protein of 534 amino acids. Gene Ontology annotation, molecular function: ATP binding; RNA binding; aspartate-tRNA ligase activity. Gene Ontology annotation, cellular component: cytosol; aminoacyl-tRNA synthetase multienzyme complex; cytoplasm.